Messenger RNA from Lycium ferocissimum, 1086 nucleotides. RefSeq lists its product as uncharacterized. The record is from RefSeq and is a predicted model, not a curated record. NCBI's taxonomy places the organism in Eukaryota, Viridiplantae, Streptophyta, Magnoliopsida, Solanales, Solanaceae. Bases 150 to 905 code for a protein of 251 amino acids. The transcript has 7 exons. Gene Ontology annotation, biological process: lipid metabolic process.
CCAAAAAAAUAAUUGCAAAUACUUUCCCUACAAGAAUAGAGGGCUAUUGCACUUGCUUGAAGGAAAGAACCCUUGUAGUUUCUCUAUUUGUCGCUUACCCACAAAAAUUCUUGCAGUGGGGCAAAUCCCAGAUCUUUUCCUAUGGUUAUAUGGGAUUCCAGAGAAUUUACUUGAUACAUAUGUUUAUCAUGGAUGUCAAGGUCUGCCUGUUUCUUGUCAUACUCGGUGUUGUGUGUUGUACUGCUAGAGAAUUAGCAGCCCCUGACCUCCUUAUUAAAGAAAAAACUGAGGAUGUUUCAGGUAACGUACAGGCACAGAGACAACUUCAGCCUCUGAAAGAUGCCAGCGGUAGUAAAGGAUUAUGCACAUUGUGUGAAGAAUAUACUGCUACUGCACUUGGUUACCUUGCUAAUAACAAGACCCAGGCAAAGAUACUUGGCCUACUUCUCCAGACCUGUUCGCAGAUGCCAAUGUACAAGCACGAGUGCACUGCCCUGGUGGAUCAAUAUGUUCCUCGCUUCUUCUCAGAGAUCUCCACUAUAAAACCUGAUGACGUUUGCCAAAAGGUUGACCUUUGUCAGGAAGUGGUUUCCAUCUCUCAACAGUUCUCCCAGAAUGGCUGUGACUUAUGCCAUCAAGUGGUUACAGAGACACUCUCGAAAUUGAAAGAUCCCGACACUCAGUUAGACAUACUUGAGUUGCUCCUGAAGGCAUGUGGAUCUGUUGAAAAAUAUGCUAAUAAGUGCAAGAAAAUGGUAUUCGAAUAUGCACCAGUGAUCCUCAUUAAUGCGGAACAUUUUCUGGAGAAAAAUGACGUAUGCACUAUUCUGCAUGCCUGUGAGCCUGCUGUUGGUAAAGAGGAAGCAUUACCAGAGAUGCAAAGUUCAUUGCAUUCUGCCUCUUAAGAAAGACGGUUGUUGAGCCUUGCUUUGGUUGUAUGUAAACAAACAAUUGGAUGCCAUCUUUAAGUUUGUGCCUUGUUUGUGUAUAAUGUGUAAAAUUGAAGUGCAAACUUCGUCAUGUUUAUAUACAAUGAUGUUUGUGGGAAAAGCUCAAUUUAAUAAAAGUUACACUGUUGUUCUUUGA